Eurypyga helias (sunbittern) is the source of this 321-nucleotide messenger RNA. RefSeq names its product ATP-binding cassette sub-family F member 3-like. The transcript is spliced from 3 exons. Lineage: Eukaryota; Metazoa; Chordata; Aves; Eurypygiformes; Eurypygidae. The annotation marks the transcript as partial. Gene Ontology annotation, molecular function: ATP binding; ATP hydrolysis activity. The record is from RefSeq and is a predicted model, not a curated record.
GCCGUGCGUCCCGUGGCCAGCCUGUCUGGGGGUCAGAAGAGUCGCGUGGCCUUUGCCCAGAUGACCAUGUCUUGUCCCAACUUCUACAUCCUGGAUGAGCCGACAAAUCACCUGGACAUGGAGACCAUCGAGGCGCUGGCAAAGGCACUGAACAAGUUCCGGGGCGGCGUGAUUCUGGUGUCCCACGACGAGCGCUUCAUCCGCCUGGUGUGCCAGGAGCUGUGGGUGUGCGAGAACGCCACUGUCACCCGCAUCGAGGGUGGCUUCGACCAGUACAGAGACAUCCUGAAGGAGCAGUUCCGGAAGGAGGGGUUCCUAUAA